CCACGCACCCAUAAAACAUUUAAAAAGCUUUACUCUCAGCAAAAAACAAGGACAACCCACGUUUCCCUCCUGUUUUUUCUUCCAUUUUCCUUCAAGCCAAACAUGUCUGUUCUCUCCUCUUCUGAGAUUGGAGUUCUGUUUCUGUCCCUUACUUACCACACUUGACUUCCAAACAUAAAAAUCCAACAUACCCAGAUAAGGUAAGACCAGAAAAAUCUCCAACAUUCUCACAAUAAAAGAAGUUUUUGUAAGUUCUCUCUCACUUUGCCACAAAAAAUUUCCAAACUUUCCCACAAAGUCUCACACUUUUCCUUCACUUUAGCUCAGAACAAAGAUGCCUCUUCCUCUCAGCCUCUACUUUUGUCUCUUCUUUCUCUUCCUCUUUCCCUCUCCUUCCCUUUCCUCUCUCACUGAGCUUCCCACUCUCAUGGCUGUAAAGGCCUCUCUGGACCCACAAAACAAGUUCUUGACUUCAUGGACCGCAAACACUGAUCCAUGCAGUGGCUCUUUUGAAGGCGUGGCUUGCAACGAGCAAGGCCUUGUGGCCAAUAUCUCUCUGCAGGGGAAGGGACUCUCUGGUACAUUACCUGAAGCCUUGGCUUCCCUCAAGAGCUUGACUGGGUUGUACUUGCACUUCAAUGCUCUGAGUGGGAAAAUACCAAAGGGGAUUUCCCGGUUGUCCCAACUCAGUGAUUUGUAUCUCAAUGUGAAUAAUCUCUCUGGGGAGAUUCCUUCAGAGAUUGGUGACAUGUCUAAUCUUCAAGUUUUGCAGCUGUGUUACAACAAGUUGACUGGGAGCAUACCAACACAGCUAGGAAAUCUGAGGAGGCUUAGUGUUCUUGCUUUGCAAUAUAAUCAAUUGACUGGCGCAAUCCCUGCAAGUUUGGGUGAUUUGCAGAUGUUAACAAGGUUGGAUUUGAGCUUUAAUAGCUUUUUCAGCUCUAUUCCGUUAACAUUAGUUAAUCCUCCCAUCCUAGAAGUUCUUGAUGUAAGAAAUAACUCUCUCACAGGCAUUGUCCCUUCAGGUUUGAAGAGACUGAAUGGUGGACUCCAAUACAAGAACAAUCCAGGACUAUGUGGAGUUGGGUUUUCUGGCUUAAAUAUUUGCAAAGCUACUGAUAGUCUAAACCCAAAUAGACCAGAACCAUUUGAACCUGGCAAUCUUUCUUCAAAAACUCUCCCAGAGUCAGUGCCCUUAAAGUCUGACUGUGGCAAAACCCAGUGUUCAAAACCAUCAAAAUCCCCACAAAUAGGUGCAAUUUUGGGGGCGAUUGGAGUUAUUAUUGCUUUGGCGGUUAUUGGACUUUUCACAUUUGCAUGGUAUCGUCGACGACAACAGAAAAUUGGAAGUGCCUUUGACACUUCAGAUAGCCGACUUAGUACUGAUCAGGUUAAGGAAAUCCAUAGAAAGAGUGUGUCUCCUCUCAUUAGUCUUGAGUACUCUAAUGGAUGGGACCCAGUAUCUAAAGGUCGAAGUGGGUUCUCUCAGGAGGUUCUUGAAAGCUUUAUGUUCAAUUUAGAGGAUGUGGAGCGUGCAACUCAGUGCUUCUCAGAGGUGAAUUUAUUGGGGAAGGGCAAUUUCUCUUCUAUCUACAAAGGAGUCCUCAGAGAUGGGUCUGUUGUUGCUGUAAAGUGCAUUGCCAAAACAAGCUGUAAGUCAGAUGAAGCUGAUUUCCUGAAAGGUUUGAAGAUAGUGACCUCAUUGAAACAUGAAAGUCUUGUUCGGUUAAGAGGCUUCUGCUGUUCGAAAGGCAGGGGGGAGUGUUUUCUUAUCUAUGAUUUUGUCCCAAAUGGGAGUCUGUUGGAGUAUCUUGACGUUCAGGGUGGCAGUGGAAAGGUUCUUGAAUGGUCCACCAGAGUAUCUAUCAUCAAUGGCAUUGCUGAAGGUAUUGUGUAUUUGCACGGGAAUAGAGGAACCAAACCUGCUAUAGUUCACCAGAAUAUAUCAGCUGAGAAAGUGCUCAUCGAUGGACGGUAUAAUCCUUUGCUCUCAGAUUCAGGCCUGCACAAACUUCUAGCAGAUGACAUUGUCUUCUCCACACUCAAGGCCAGUGCAGCCAUGGGAUACCUAGCUCCAGAAUAUACAAACACUGGUCGCUUCACUGAAAAGAGUGAUGUAUAUGCAUUUGGUAUGAUUGUAUUCCAAAUCCUCACUGGAAAGCGUAUAAUCACCCAAUCGACUCGCCAUGGGGCAGAAUCCAGCAAAUUUGAAGACUUUGUUGACAUGAACCUAGAGGGAAAGUUCUCAGAAUUAGAAGCAGCUAAACUUGGGAGAAUCGCUUGGCUUUGCACCCAUGAUUCUCCUAACCAACGGCCGUCCAUGGAAAAUGUGAUGCAAGAGCUCAGUGGACCUAUUAGCAGCUCUUGAUUAUCUCUUCUUGCUUUGUUUUUCAGAGACAGAGGGUUAGAUGAAGCUGUUACUAUAGAUGAGGCUGUUUAUUAAAAAGGAAAAAAAAGAAAAAAGAAAAAAGAAAAAAAAAAAGAGGCUGUUACUAACUACUUACUGAUGUCCAAGCUCUCAGUUAAUUAGGUUUUCUUGUUACAGUUGAGUUAUUGCUUAAUGACCGAAGUUGUGAAUGUACGUACUGGUUCUUGUAUCUGUGGGAGGACUAGAAGUGAUUUGCAUUAAACUUUAGCUAUGUAAAAGGUAGCUUUCCUUUAUUAGCAGAACUAGGUUUUUCUUUUUCUUUUUAUUUUUGGCUAAAUAAAUUGAAGGAGAGGAGAGUAGGUUAUUAUUAUUAUUAGCAUUAGCAGGACUCGUUAUUGAAGUUUUUAGUUUGUACUUUUUUAAAGAAAGUAUUUUGCUGCAAUGUCAUUGAUCACUGGCUUGCUGUAGUA
Quercus lobata is the source of this 2838-nucleotide messenger RNA. RefSeq names its product Leucine-rich repeat protein kinase family protein. Lineage: Eukaryota; Viridiplantae; Streptophyta; Magnoliopsida; Fagales; Fagaceae. The record is from RefSeq and is a predicted model, not a curated record. The transcript is spliced from 4 exons. Gene Ontology annotation, molecular function: protein kinase activity; ATP binding. The coding region runs from base 335 to 2368 and encodes 677 amino acids. Gene Ontology annotation, biological process: protein phosphorylation.